Molecule: messenger RNA, 1419 nt
Organism: Lactuca sativa (garden lettuce)
Lineage: Eukaryota; Viridiplantae; Streptophyta; Magnoliopsida; Asterales; Asteraceae
Gene: DRT111
Product: D111/G-patch domain-containing protein
Biological process (GO): mRNA cis splicing, via spliceosome
Cellular component (GO): precatalytic spliceosome
Molecular function (GO): RNA binding
Source: RefSeq, a predicted model, not a curated record
AAAUAAAACAGAAUGAACGGGUAAGAGGUGAAGCUGUUCCUCGUUACUUCAAAAGCCCUAUUAUCGCAAGUUCCAGAUCACGACGAUUCUUCUCUAUAUUUCUUAAUCGUUGUUCAUCAAACGAUGCUUGGUGGAUUAUACGGAGACUUACCUCCUCCAUCAUCAACAGAUGAAGAUUCUCAUAACAGAAUCACCAAUCCUUCCUCAAAUGUCUGGUCUAGCAGUGUCAAAAUGGCACCACCAACACUCCGCAAACCAUCUUCUUCUUCACUCAUCCCGCCCCCCAAAACCCUUUUGAAACCCCAACAAACCAAACCCAGAAUCGUCAAUUCCACAGCAGUUGCCCCUCCGGUGCCAGAUGUGAUCACCAGAAGCUCAUCGUCGUUCCAACCGGCUCUUGUGGGUGUCACGUCGUCGGUGGUAGAGGAAUACGAUCCCGCUAGACCAAAUGAUUACGAGGAGUACAAGAGGGAAAGGAAACGGAAAGCCGCCGAGGCUGAGAUGAAGAGAGAACUCGACCGGAGGCGGCAAGAAGAGGAGGAAAGGGAAAAACGAGAUAGGGAGAAUAUGGAGAAAGAUAGAGAGAAGGAUUAUAAUAUCUCCGGCGAGGAAGCGUGGAAGCGCCGUGCUGCCAUGAGUGGCGGCGGCGGUGGUAGUGGUGUCCCUAGGAGGUCGCCUUCUCCACCUGCUGGUGGUGCUGAUGGAUUUAGUAUCGAAAAGUCUGAGACAGGUGGUUUGGGCGUUGGUGCUGGUGGACAGAUGACUGCUGCACAAAGAAUGAUGGCUAAAAUGGGAUGGAAAGCAGGUCAAGGAUUGGGUAAACAGGAGCAGGGGAUUACGACUCCAUUAAUGGCGAAGAAGACAGAUAGGCGAGCUGGUGUUAUCGUCAAUGCUAGUGAACCUAAACAACAGCCAGAAAAGAAGGCAAAAGGUGUUAACAUCAAUGGUGUUCCUACCCGUGUUGUGCUUCUCAGGAACAUGGUGGGUCCCGGCGAGGUAGACGACGAUCUAGAGACCGAAGUAGCAGAGGAAUGUGCAAAAUACGGGACGGUGACACGAGUUUUGAUAUUUGAAAUUACGGAGCCGAAUUUUCCGGUGGAUGAAGCGGUUAGAAUAUUCGUGCAGUUUGAGAGAUCGGAACAAGCUACAAAAGCACUUGUGGAUCUUGAAGGUCGGUUUUUCGGGGGUAGAGUUGUCCGUGCAACUUUUUAUGAGGAAGAAAGGUUUAACACCAAUGAGUUGGCUCCAAUGCCCGGGGAAGUCCCCGGAUUUAUCUAGAAAUUUUUAGGGUUUUCGGUUUUGUUGAUACUAUUUUUUGGAUUUUGUUACAUUAUGGAGUAACUUUUAUGAUGUAGAAGCUUUUAUUUUGUAAUCAAGAUUUAUAAUGUACAAGUUUAUUUGGGUAUGUUCAUAACUAAA